AUGGCACCAACGAAGAGGUCUUCUUGGGAAUAUGAAGAAGAUAUAAAAGAAAUAUACAGGGAAGUCACAUCUGAAGAGGAUGAAGAAGAUGAAGAAUAUAAACCCAGUGAGGCAUUUGGAAGGUUUUGGAGUGAGGAGCAAGAGAUAGCCAUCUUGAGGGGCGUCAUCAGACUCUCAGUGGAAAGGGGGGUUGACUAUUCUUCCAGUAUGGUAUACUUCUUUAAUUAUAUGAAAAGAUUACUCAAAGGAAAUUUUACUUUACGUCAACUAAAGGAUAAAUUACACAAAAUGAAAAGAAAGUUCAAGGAUAAUCUAAACAAGGACAAGUCCAGUUUUAGUAGGCAUGAGAAGAAGUUGUUUAGGCUUUCCAAAAGAAUAUGGGGAGCUGCUUCAAUUGUUUGUGCUUCUGUUGAAAGCUUCAGCUGUCCAAUUAAGCUAUAUUCCUGUGUUAAUGGCGAAGCAAUGGAUUUGGUUGGAGAAGUAGAUGAGAGAUUGAAGCUUGACGGCGACUUUAUUGCCCUUCAACUUUUUCAAUUGGAGAUUAACAUGAAAAAAGCACAAGUAAUCCAAGGGACAACAAUGUAUAUGAAAAAGGCAAUUAAUAUGUUGCAGUUGGAGCUUAUCGUUAAGAAGACACAAUUCGUCCAAAAGCAUCUCAGUAUGGUGUUAGAUGUUUACAAGUCUUAUAAUAAUUAA
Molecule: messenger RNA, 696 nt
Organism: Mangifera indica (mango)
Lineage: Eukaryota; Viridiplantae; Streptophyta; Magnoliopsida; Sapindales; Anacardiaceae
Product: probable transcription factor At1g61730
Exons: 1
Coding region: 1-696 (231 amino acids)
Biological process (GO): regulation of DNA-templated transcription
Cellular component (GO): nucleus
Source: RefSeq, a predicted model, not a curated record